Gaeumannomyces tritici R3-111a-1 is the source of this 297-nucleotide messenger RNA. RefSeq lists its product as hypothetical. The transcript has 3 exons. The record is from RefSeq and is a predicted model, not a curated record. Lineage: Eukaryota; Fungi; Ascomycota; Sordariomycetes; Magnaporthales; Magnaporthaceae. Bases 1 to 297 code for a protein of 98 amino acids.
AUGUCCGGGACGGGAACACGGCACGUUGUCGCGCGAGUGGUGGGUGGCCUCGGUGGGCUCGACUGGUGUGCGGGCCCUGGCCGUGCCCUGAGACCCCUCAAUCCAUUCCAGCACUGUGUAUUGACCCGUCUCCAGCGGGAUCUGGAGACGGGAGCACCACCAGAGCGGCCGAACGCACCGCUCUGGGGACACUCCCGUUGCGGUUCACAGCGGUUCACAGCGGCUCAUGGGUAUGGUCUCAAGUGGGCUGGUCCCUUGAGCUCGUUGGAGCGCCAAAGGUGCUCUGAGGGCGGUUGA